ACUGAAGCUGUAUGGAAAACACACAAGGCAAAGUAAGCAUACACCUCUCAAAGUCACGAGGAAACUGCCAUCCUUUGGGUAGACAUCAGUCAAUAGUCUGAUUAGUGGUUACUCAUUGUGUCAAGUGUCUAAAGAUUACCUCCUAUUACCAGGGUUGUAAAUUCUGUGGCGGGAAGCAAUGCUGAACUGCUGAACAGAAAGCACAAUGAAGAUCCAAUUGCACAGAGCUGGAAUAGUUGGAGUGGUCGUCGUCGUCCUAAUGUACGUUGUUAUUUUUAUGAGCAAACAUACUUCGUACGGUUCUUUUCCGAAAGGAAUCUCAGAGGAAACGUUUGCGAGCAGGCUGGACAGCAUUGAACAGAAUUUGCACAAAUUGGAAAAGAUGAUCCAAGAGUCAAGAGUACAACAGGACACCACCGACAAACUUGCUCCUGAUGUGGAUCAACACAAAGCAAAGCCUGAGGUGCCAAAGUUAUAUCCAGACUCUUUCCUGUUUGCUAAAUGGGGAGACGGCCUGACGGCGAUGGAGCAGAAGCAGGCCGAAUCUCUCUUUCAGAUUUAUGGCUACAACGUGUUCCUCAGUAACCGCUUGCCGCUUGACAGGAAGCUUCCAGACACGAGAGACACCAGAUGUCUGACAAAGAGGUACCCUAAAGAGCUGCCCAGCAUCAGUGUGGUGCUCAUUUACCUCAACGAGGCACUUUCAGUCAUUAAAAGGGCGGUUAAAAGUAUCAUCUCACACACCCCAAAGCACCUACUGAAGGAAAUCAUUCUCGUGGAUGACUACAGCAGUUACUAUGACCUCGGAAGACCGUUACAGGACUUUGUGGAUGAAAUCCACAAAGACAAGCCGGCACUGAUUAAGAAAGUGCGGCAUCAUGGUCAAAAGGGCCUGUCACAAUCACGGAUCUCAGGUUGGGAACAUGCGACGGCAGAUGUGGUGGCCAUUUUGGAUGCUCACAUUGAAGUCACAGAGGGCUGGGCGGAACCUCUCCUCGCCAGGAUCAAAGCUGACAGGACAGUAGUGGUGUCCCCGGUGUUUGACAAAAUCCAUUUCGAUGACUUUCACAUGGAAACGUACCUCCCCUCCGCACACGGUUUUGACUGGUCUUUGUGGUGCAUGUACGAGUCCUUCAGCCCGGACUGGCUCAAGAUGAACGAUGAAUCGAGACCUGGGAAGAGUCCUUCAGUCAUGGGAAUAUUUGCUGCUAACAGGGAAUUUUUGGGAGAAGUUGGAGGUCUGGACGGAGGAAUGAAUGUCUAUGGUGGAGAAAAUGUUGAACUCGGGGUUCGCGUGUGGCUUUGUGGAGGAAGCGUCGAGAUUGUGCCGUGCUCCAGGAUAGGCCACAUUGAGCGGGCGCAUAAACCAUACGCCCUCGAUCUCAAUCCUUUGAUGAGGAGGAAUGCAUUGAGGGUUGCCGAAAUUUGGAUGGAUGAAUACAAAAAUAAUGUGUUGGUGGCAUGGAACCUUCCCUAUCAGGAUCAUGGAAUUGACAUUGGGGAUGUUGCCGAGAGGAAGAAUCUGAGGGAAAAAUUACAAUGUAAACCUUUCAAGUGGUACCUGGAAAAUGUGUAUCCCAGUUUGGCCACAUUGGAUAAUCUGCUGGGGUACGGCAUGAUGAGGAACAAUCUACUCGGGAACUUUUGUGUGGACCAAGGAGCUGUUCCAGGAAAUAACCCCAUCCUAUACGAGUGCCACUUCCAACAACCACAGUUUUGCUACUACAACCAAGACAGUGAAAUCAUCAUUGGGGCCAUUAAAUCUCACAAAUAUAACCCAAACCGCUGCCUGGUUGAUUCAGGCUCCAGCAGCACACCCACCUUGCUAAACUGUCAACUGGCAAAGCAACAACAACUCCACAUGCACUGGGACUUCAAACAGGGCAAAGAAAUACAAAACAAAGUGACGAAGAGAUGUUUUGAGAUCAGCCAAGGAGAAAACUAUGAAUAUGUGCUCAUCAUUCAGCAGUGCACUGGACAGAGCUGGACCAUCCAGCAUGUAAUCUCUCCUUUUUAGUUUGUCACUAAAUCCCGUACUUUUUAUACAUCUUUGCAAUGAUCAAAAUUGGGAUAAAGAUGCAAUGACAUAUGUGUUUAAUAGUACGUCUU
Messenger RNA from Entelurus aequoreus (snake pipefish), 2109 nucleotides. RefSeq names its product probable polypeptide N-acetylgalactosaminyltransferase 8. Bases 206 to 2017 code for a protein of 603 amino acids. NCBI's taxonomy places the organism in Eukaryota, Metazoa, Chordata, Actinopteri, Syngnathiformes, Syngnathidae. The transcript is spliced from 11 exons. The record is from RefSeq and is a predicted model, not a curated record. Gene Ontology annotation, cellular component: Golgi apparatus.